CAAACCCACCACCUCCUCCUAAUACCUUUCCUCUCUUUUAUCCCACUGUCUUCUUUCUCACUAAGUUUAGCAUCCUUGUCUCCUUCUUCACUAAGAUAAUAGGAUCCAUCCUUCUACAUAUUAAGAAACAUCAUAACAGUCUGUUUAUCUAUUUCAAGGGAAGUCUCAAGUUUCCAUACCUCAAUUCCAUUUUGGAGAGAGAGAGACAGAGACAGAGACAGAGACAGAGACAGAGACAGACGGACGGAGACAGAGACAUAGAGAGAUGGGUGCUGAUUGGGGACCAGUCAUUGUUGCCGUGGUCUUGUUCAUCCUCCUUUCGCCAGGGCUGCUAUUCCAAUUACCGGCAAGAACUAGGGUAAUGGAGUUCGGAAACAUGAUGACAAGUGGGAUUGCUAUUCUGGUUCAUGCUGUCAUAUACUUCUGCAUACUGACCAUCUUGAUCAUAGCAAUUGGUAUUCACAUACAUGUCAACUAAUCCAUAUCAUUUUCAGCCACCACCCACAGUGGUGUUUGUUCUUUUCUUUUAAUUUUUUUCUGAAGUGAUUCUUCCUCUUUCUACUACCGUGCUCCUUCUUUAAUGUUGUCCUGCUACCUGAUUGGUUUAGUUCACUUCACACUCGGCAUUGACACAUUGUAAAGGAGCAUCUCAAUGAAUUGGUUCAUAGCAUCAAUCAGGCUCAACAACGCAA
This is a messenger RNA of Prunus avium (sweet cherry), 692 nucleotides long. RefSeq lists its product as uncharacterized. The record is from RefSeq and is a predicted model, not a curated record. NCBI's taxonomy places the organism in Eukaryota, Viridiplantae, Streptophyta, Magnoliopsida, Rosales, Rosaceae.